Molecule: messenger RNA, 1932 nt
Organism: Nothoprocta perdicaria
Lineage: Eukaryota; Metazoa; Chordata; Aves; Tinamiformes; Tinamidae
Gene: SDF4
Product: stromal cell derived factor 4
Exons: 7
Coding region: 154-1224 (356 amino acids)
Biological process (GO): calcium-ion regulated exocytosis
Cellular component (GO): endoplasmic reticulum
Molecular function (GO): calcium ion binding
Source: RefSeq, a predicted model, not a curated record
UUCCUCCCGGCCGCCCCGCUGACGUUUUUCCGCCGUGCCGCGGCCCCACGGAGCGAGGCCGGGCCGGGCAUGAGGAGCCGCCGCGGGCCGCACAGAUCUCUUACUCCAUUCCAAAUAAUUUAAUUGGCUAAUAAUUUCAACAAGAGUAAAAAGAUGAUGUCAAGACAGGUAUUUCUCUGCAGUUUGGGAUCUCUAUAUUUAUCCAUUCUGUUUGUAUUUCUUCUAAUGGAUGUUUAUGCGAGGCCUGCAAACAAUUCUGCCCUCAAGGAAAAGGCAGCUGAGGCUAAGGAUGAGAACGAGAUUUUGCCUCCAGAUCACCUAAAUGGAGUCAAAAUGGAAAUGGAUGGACACCUUAACAAAGAAUUUCAUCAAGAAGUUUUUCUAGGAAAAGAGAUAGAAGAGUUUGAGGAAGAUUCUGAACCCAGAAAGAACAGGAAGAAGCUCAUGGUCAUCUUUUCAAAAGUGGAUAUAAAUAAUGAUAAAAAGAUAAGUGCCAAAGAGAUGCAGCGCUGGAUCAUGGAGAAGACAGAUGAACACUUCCAGGAAGCUGUGAAAGAGAAUAAAAUGCACUUCAGAGCAGUAGACCCUGAUGGUGAUGGUCAUGUGUCCUGGGAUGAAUAUAAAGUCAAAUUUUUGGCAAGUAAAGGCUUUAAUGAAAAAGAAAUUGUAGAGAAGAUCAGAAACAAUGAAGAGCUAAAAAUUGAUGAAGAAACACAGGAAGUUUUAGAUAACCUGAAGGAUCGGUGGUACCAAGCUGACAACCCGCCUCCUGAUCUGUUGUUGAAUGAAGAAGAAUUCUUGUCCUUUCUUCAUCCUGAGCACAGUAGGGGAAUGCUUAAGUUUAUGGUGAAGGAGAUCAUCCGAGAUCUGGAUCAAGAUGGUGAUAAGAAGCUAACGCUUUCAGAGUUCAUUUCAUUACCUGUUGGCACUGUAGAGAACCAGCAAGCUCAAGAUAUUGAUGAUGAUUGGGUAAGAGACAGAAAGAAGGAAUUUGAGGAGGUUAUUGAUGCCAACCGUGAUGGUAUUGUGACAAUGGAAGAGCUGGAGGAAUAUAUGGAUCCUAUGAAUGAGUACAAUGCCCUCAAUGAAGCCAAGCAAAUGAUCGCAGUAGCAGAUGAAAACCAAAACCACCACUUAGAGCUGGAGGAGAUCCUGAAAUACAGCGAAUACUUCACUGGCAGCAAACUGAUGGACUAUGCACGUAACGUCCAUGAGGAGUUCUGACCACGCUCACUUCUUCAGAGCUCUGAAGCACCUUCUCACCUUCCCAAAAGAACCCACCAAAACAAACGAGAAAGUUACCUUGCUGCUAUCUGUGUUGUAUGCAUACAGUGUGUUGUCUUAGACUAAAAGCUCCGUCCGUAUAAAUAAAAAACCUACAGUUCUGUUGCCUGCAAUACAAAGAGACGCAGAGGCAGGGGGGGAGUCUAAAAAUAAUAGUGCAGAUUCUGGGUUUCAUCAACUCACCCUCUUUUGUGCAGUUAAUCCAGCUGAAUUUCAGCUGCUUUUUGCUAAUCGUAUUUGGUGAAGGCGUCUUAAAUAUUUUUCCCCCCUUUUUUUUUUGGUUUUGUUUUGUUACCUUCAUAGCUGCUCAUCCAUGGAAAUCACGAAUCACAUUAAAAGAUACCGGCUUUCUUAAAGGGUUUAUUCAAAUCCAUAGGUUCUGAUGUCAUGAAAAAUAUCCAUCAGUAGACUGAUUAAAAAGCUUCUAUUUUGCUCAGCAAAAUAUCCCUCUGAAUUUUGUGUACAACUURGAUCCACUUCAAUAUUUCUUAGUUUAAAAAACAGUAAAUUGUUUCAGGAUGCUGCCCUCUGGGCUGUUUUUGCUAUGUGUGGUUUCUAUAGUCAUGUCACUUUUUUUUUUUUUCCACAAUUCUACUACCAGUAUGUGUAGUCAGCACAUAUUUUAGUGUUGUAAGUACUUAGUAUCAA